AUGGAGUCUGGAGGGCUGAAGGUGAAGGACCUUCCCCCGGUGCUCUCUGCUUCUUCUUUGAUAGAUGUUUGUCUCUCAAAGACUCAAAGAAAGACACCGACAGAAAUCCACAAGAGAAGCAAUAUCAGCGUUAUUAAAAAAUUUUAUAUACGUAAAGUUAAGGCGUCUUCAGAGUUUUUUACUGAGAAGUUAAAACAAAUUACUCAAAACUUUCCUAAGCUUGAUAGCAUCCAUCCGUUCUAUGGGGAUUUGCUGAACAUUUUGUACGACAGAGAUCAUUACAAAUUAGCACUAGGUAAUGUUGCUUCUUGUACAAACAAAAUAGAGAAGAUAUGCAAGGAGUAUAUUACUCUUAUCAAAUAUGCAGACUCGCUUUAUAAAGCUAAGUCCCUCAAAACUGCUGCUCUAGGAAGAUACUGUACAGGAAAGAGCUCCUUUAUUAAUUUAAUUAGUAAUGCGAAUGUAGAUGUUCAGCCCUUUGCGUUUACUACAAAAAGUCUCUUCGUAGGACAUUUCAAUCAUCUCUACGCUCGGUGGCAGGUAAGUAAGAUAUGA
This is a messenger RNA of Eimeria acervulina, 555 nucleotides long. RefSeq names its product nucleolar GTP-binding protein, putative. The record is from RefSeq and is a predicted model, not a curated record. The transcript is spliced from 4 exons. NCBI's taxonomy places the organism in Eukaryota, Apicomplexa, Conoidasida, Eucoccidiorida, Eimeriidae. Bases 1 to 555 code for a protein of 184 amino acids. Gene Ontology annotation, biological process: ribosomal large subunit biogenesis. Gene Ontology annotation, molecular function: GTP binding; RNA binding; GTPase activity. Gene Ontology annotation, cellular component: nucleolus.